ACAACAUUUUAUAUUUUAGAAACAAUACGUGCAAUUAUGAAAAAUACAGGAUGUUGAAAUUUGUUCCUCCUUCAAUCGCUACAGAUACAUUUUCUUCUAUUGUAGCAACUUCAGGCAACUCCUUCAGUAUGGAGGCAUGUACACACUUCAUGAUCUGACUCAUUAGCCCCUGCAUGGGACUGUUCCUGUGGUCUUAUCGGUCUGCUACGCAACGGGACCACUGCUGGUAAGGAAUUAAAAAUAUGUGUAUAAAAACAAAGGCCUCUAACAUGAAAUAUUUCGCUCUCUAAUGAAGGCAGUAAAAAGUAUUUCACAUCACUCGAACGUGACGAACGUGAGGUUGUAUUGGUGGCUGCAGGUGACCCUUAAUGAGGCCACUUUAGAACACCUGUAAUGUGGCAGACUGUUCUUGUGAUUCCGGUUUGUUAAUUUCAGCAGUUUCGUAAUAAUCACCCUGGAAAGUAGAGUGCAGUUAUUGUAUUGGUCACUCUGGUUCACUACACAUCAUAUUCUCUCCAGGAUCCCUCGUGUUUACUAUCCUGCAUCUCUCAUGUCGGGAUGCACGGGGCGGCUAAACACUAAACACCCUUGCACGGGGCCACGAGAUCAGCUGGUAUUUGUCCUUCCUUUGCAUUCCUUUGUGUUGCUCGUGGUAUUGACAAAACACAGACAGACGCUCGUGACAAUUGUGCCAAACUAUAUUUUUCCUUCAAUCUUUCCUCUUCUUCCUCUUCUUUCUCCCAUUCCUCCUUAAACAACACAGACGUCAUUUUUCUUGUCCUACUUCCAUUAACAUCCCAUGCCACUCAUUCCCUCAUUCCCCAUAAUUCAUUACCUCACCUCCUAUGCUCAUACUCUUCCAGUGCCCCUCCAGUCCUCCUCCACGCUGCCCCGCUCUCCCUCCUCCUUCCCUGUGACACCUUGUUGCAACCUCCGCCUCAUUACGUGCCGUGUGUCUCUACCUGAGGGUGUGCACCUGUGUAGUCGGUCGAGGAGGCAAGGUGAGACAGCCUACAAGUGAUACAAGUGCUGGAAGGCUCAAGCUGGGGGUUUCGUCAGGUGUGACGCCAGCCAAGAUGAGGUGGCCAUUCUGGUGUGGUGUGGUGCUGGUGACGGUGAUGGUGGCGGUGAUGACGGCAGGUGCAGGAGCCUCGGGAGGUGACCGGCACCCUUACCGCUUCUCGGCACCCUCCCACUACCUGAGGGCGAGAGUAGUACGCGCCGCGGCAAGUCCGACGGAGGAGGUGGAAGUCAACGGGAAGGAAAAUGGAGACAGCACUUUGAACGAAGAAAACGGAGAAGACACGCUGAAGGAGAAGGAGGAGGAGGAAAGAAGUGACAUCACUAAGAAAGAGGAGGAAGAAAGAGGAAAUGUUACGCUGACGGACGAGGAGAGGGAAAAAAAAGAGGAGGAAAAAGGAGACACAACACUGAAGGAGGAGAAAGAAGAAGGAAAAAAUAAACUGAAGGAGGAGGAAAAAGAAGACACAACACCGACAAAGGAGAGGGAAGAAGGAAAAACUACACAGAAGGAAGAGGAAAAAGAAAACACCAAACUUGCAGAAGAAGGAGAAACAGGAAAAGCCACACUGAAGGAGGAGAAGGAAAAGGAAAACACACUGAAGGAGGAAAAGGAAAAAGAAAUCACACGGAAGGAAGAAGGACAAGAAGGACGAACGGUAAACACAUCACUAACAGAGGAGGAAAAACAAAAGCGUCACUUUCUUUGGGUAUCUCAGGACGUGGGCAAGGGAGACAAACACGGUCAGGAACACGACCGUCACGCUUUCAUGAGAGACGAGGACCUGCUGCCAGACACUCACGAAUGCGGCAAAAGGUCACGAAAGUCCUACAGGGUGAUGUUUGGAGAGGACGCCCCCCUCAACGCUUACCCGUGGAUAGCGCUGCUGGGGUAUAAAGACCCCGCCCAACCGGACUGGUUGUGUGGGGGCACCCUCAUCAAUGACCGCUACGUGCUCAGCGCCGGUCACUGCGUCCACCCAGUGUCCACGCAGAGGUCCAACGCCGGCCAGCUGGUCAAGAUCAGACUCGGGGAACACAACCUCGCGACGGACCCAGACUGCCCCACGGAUUUCAUCGACGCCAAGGAGUGCGCGGCGUCCCCCGAGGACUACAACCCGGAGGACGUGAUAGUGCACGAGGGAUACAACCUGACCAACAUGCGCAACGACAUCUCUCUCAUUCGCCUAGACAGGGCCGUCACCGUGAGCCACUCCAUUCGCCCGGUGUGCCUCCCUCAGACGGGCUUGGACGUGGGGAAGUUCCUAGGGUCGCGGGACGCUGUGGUGGCAGGCUGGGGCGCAACGGAGAACGUCACGCAAUCUAAGAUCCUGCAGAGGGCGCCCAUUCCUUACAACAGCAACAAGAAGUGUGAAAAGGUGUACUUCAUGUCCCUCGCCGAGAGUCAGCUGUGCUUCGGAGGGCGGGGCAAACAGGACUCAUGCUACGGAGAUUCAGGAGGUCCCAUCAUGCAGGCAAAGGCUGGCACCGGUCAAUAUACCCUGCUCGGCGUCGUGUCCUUCGGCAAGCAAAUCUGCGGCAUUCCUGGGACUCCCGCUGUCUACACGAAUGUCGCCUUCUACAGGGAAUGGAUCGUGGGACACCUUAAGCCUUAAAGAAACUUCCUCCCUCUACUGAGUCUCCAUAAGAACGUUUUUUCCAUUCCCUGUGGUCGCUUAAAUUCGCCUCAUUGGGUCUAUUUCUCCCACGUCGCUUUGCAAUUCUUCCUCCUAUUGAGAUCCUCGUGUGCAAGUUUUUAUCAAAGUAACGUUAUCAGAAGUCCUAGAGUGAUCCAAAAUUUCACCUCCUCUCCCUUAAAAUUACUGCAUCAACGAGUAUUACUGUAGUAGUGGCUAUAAACUAUGCACGGAUGAGAUACGGCGGUGUUUCUGUUAUUCCUCCUCGUCUUGCUGAACACGUGCCGCCCCGCGAUGAUCCAAGAUUGCCAGGUACAAAUGAAUAAAUAAAUAAAUAAAUAAAAAUAGAUAAAUGGAUA
Messenger RNA from Scylla paramamosain (green mud crab), 3016 nucleotides. Its product is annotated as phenoloxidase-activating factor 1-like. Gene Ontology annotation, biological process: proteolysis. Lineage: Eukaryota; Metazoa; Arthropoda; Malacostraca; Decapoda; Portunidae. The record is from RefSeq and is a predicted model, not a curated record. The transcript is spliced from 9 exons. Bases 1077 to 2636 code for a protein of 519 amino acids. Gene Ontology annotation, molecular function: serine-type endopeptidase activity.